This is a messenger RNA of Ceratina calcarata, 7725 nucleotides long. It is a transcript of the gene ClC-a, whose product is annotated as chloride channel protein 2. The record is from RefSeq and is a predicted model, not a curated record. The transcript has 12 exons. Gene Ontology annotation, molecular function: voltage-gated chloride channel activity. Gene Ontology annotation, cellular component: plasma membrane. Gene Ontology annotation, biological process: chloride transport; transmembrane transport. Lineage: Eukaryota; Metazoa; Arthropoda; Insecta; Hymenoptera; Apidae. The coding region runs from base 1934 to 4834 and encodes 966 amino acids.
ACCAUGAAGCUAAUAGAAUUUGUCAUAUGAAAUUUUAUCUCUUGUUUCAAAAGUUUUAAAUAAAAUACGGUUAUAGAUGAUUAGUUCUGUUGACUCGAGUCCAAUCUGUACAUUAAAUGAUACUAAUUUUGCACUAACGAUAAUAAUUAGACUGCGACUGUUAAUGCACAUUCCUAUUAUUCUAAAUAUAUAAUAUAAAUAAAAAUAAAGAAAAUAAGGAAAAGAAAUGCAUUUAAACACCCGCUUUCUCCUCUAAAUAUUAUAAAUUAUAUUUUGUAUUUCCUUGCAUAUGUAUUAUUACAUACUGUGUUACAUCAAAUUAUUUAAAAUUUCCGUAAAUGUACAAACAUCCGUAGCCUAUUGAUAACAAUUAAAUUAUACAUUUUGUACAAGAAACGAAGAACGCAAUAGUAUAAACGACACAUGGAAAGGAACAGUUUCUAUCCACUUCUCUUUAUAAAAUCUCGUCUUUUCUUUAGAUAUUGUCUGACAUAUUUAUUUAGUAUAAAAAUCUGCGUAGUCUAAUAAUAACGAACGACGAGGGGGGCUUAAUCAGAGUCAUCGAACCUCAUCUCGGUGAAACGUUUUAAUCUUAUUUUCCUCGCGUUCCAUAUGUGUAACUGUUUGCACAACGUUGACAAUCUACGAACGAGAUCCGCAUUAGUUAUUAUUAGGGCCCGAGACGUAUGGAUCAUUUCACGCAAUGUUUCACUACAAUACGUCCUCGUGCAAUUUAUGAACCGGUAUUUCCACGGAUUCGUUGUUUUCCGAAUCGUCGCCACAGCCUGAUGCUAUACGAGCAGUAAGUUAUUUGUAAGAAUUACACUGUUGUUCCCUCGCCGGUUCUAUUUAUUAACAAGUGAUCAAGCUUGCCAGAAUAGUUCGUUGUUAUCCAUGAAAAAUAGACAAAAAUGUUUUGUUGGAUAUAUGUAUACAUUAUUAAAAGUGUGAUGCAUCUUUUUCUUAAAGUAUUUCGCAUUAAUGACAACAAAGGAGGAAGGAUUUUUGUCGGUUCUAUUUAUUAACAAAUGGUCUAUUUUGCCUGAACAAUUCAUUAUUAUUUGUACAAAGUAGCUAAAAACAUUUCACUAAUUAUUGAAAAUGUAGAGCAUUUCUUCGAUAGAUUUUUUAUUAAUAAAAGUAGGGAAAAAAGGAUAUGUUGUCGUACUUAUGUUUCAUUGAACUUUUGUAAGUAAUAACUCGACUGUGGAUUUUUAUGCAUUUAUAAAAGACAUAAGAGUAUUAAAUUUUGAUCAUUGCACUCAAUGUGCAAAAGUAUAGAAAAUAUGGUAAGCAAAGUGGAUCCUAUGACUUUUAAUUCAUAAAAAUGAAAGGUAUAUCUAAAUUUCAUUACUUAACUCUGUGUCCCAAAUAUUUUAUUUUGCAUAAAAAUCCGCAGCCUACUGAUAACGCCUUAUCUUUGUUGGACGCAUCAUGUUGACCGAUAUUGUAUCAUAUGUAUAAUCUUAAAUAUCACGAAUCUAGUCCGUGCUAUUUUGCUAAAAUCAGUUAAUGAUUUCCCAAUCUAAUUUAGUUAUCUAUUUCACUUUCAUUCUUCUUAAUGAUAAAAUUUAAUUUUGCAUGAAAAUCCUAAAUAGAAGGUCUAUACAUAUACUAAUUUUCUUGCAGAAUAUGAGUAUGUGCCCUAAAAUUGUUUUUAAUCGACUAUUGAUUUGAAUGCACUGACUUCCCUAUUCUUAAUAAAAUUGCUUGCUUCGUGAGUUAAUCGCCUGAGCAGAGGGUUUGCAAAGUUACUCGUAAGCAGGAUUGAUAAAGAACAGUGUUUAUGACGUAUGAGAUAUAUCACAGCAUGAUUGAUACUAUCUGCAUGAGUUAACUCUACAAAAUCCUCGGCGUUCGCGAUCAGUUCUUAAACUGAUUAAAGACACCGAUCAGGCCUCGUUAAUACUAAUCGGUCAAAUCAUUUUUAAUAAUGCAUUGCAAACAUAUAAAUGAGAAGUUGCACACCGUCAUUGGGUCGGAAGUAACAUUCUCGCAAGUGAACGUGAUCCAUGAAUCGUGGAAUCGAGCAAUUACAAUUUUUCAUGUCAAACGUUUGAUGUAUGGUCGGUACACGAAGGACCUGGGCGAGUACGCGAAGGAAGAAGCUCGGAAGAUAAAAUACCACGACAAGGUGAGGCGGAAGUAUGACAAGACCAGAGCGGAAGAAGAGCUGCGAAAGUCGCGAAGGGGCCCGCUGUGCCGGAAGCUGGUAGCAUUGCUGGCCUUCGCCUGGAAGCACACCGGUGCUCGUCUCGGCGAGGACUGGGUCUUCCUGGCACUCCUUGGCAUAAUCAUGGCUUUAAUCAGUUACGCCAUGGACCGUGGCAUUUCCAUGUGCAACAACGCCAGGAUAUGGCUUUAUCAGGACCUGACGCACCACCCGGCGCUACAAUACCUCGCUUGGGUAUCCCUCCCGGUGUGUCUGACCCUCUUCAGCGCCGGCUUCGUGCACAUAGUCGCGCCGCAGAGCAUCGGCUCCGGUAUACCGGAGAUGAAGACCAUCUUACGCGGCGUGGCACUCAAGGAGUACCUCACUUUCCGCACCCUGAUAGCGAAGGUGAUAGGUCUGACGGCGACCCUCGGUUCCGGUUUGCCGCUGGGCAAGGAGGGUCCCUUCGUGCACAUCGCCAGUAUCGUGGCCACCCUUCUAUCGAAGCUGGUCACCAGCUUCCAGGGUAUAUACGAGAACGAGAGUCGUAACUGCGAGAUGUUGGCGGCAGCCUGCGCCGUGGGCGUCGCCUCCUGCUUCGCAGCACCGAUCGGUGGUGUUCUGUUCAGCAUCGAGGUCACCACGGUCUAUUUCGCGGUGAGGAACUAUUGGCGCGGAUUCUUCACGGCCGUUUGCGGUGCCACGAUGUUCCGAUUGCUGGCGAUUUGGUUCCAACGGGAGGAAACGAUCACCGCUAUGUUCGUGACCAACUUCACCAUGGAUUUCCCCUUCGACCCUCAGGAGCUGUUCGUGUUCGCUCUGAUCGGCGUCGGCAGCGGCCUUGGCGGCGCGUUUUACGUUUGGCUGCACAGGCAAUACGUGAUAUUCAUGAGAAAGAACAAGAGCAUGAACAGCUUCUUGCAGAAAAAUCGUUUCCUGUAUCCCGGGAUCGUUUCCCUGUUGGUAUCAUCGGUGUCGUUUCCCUUGGGACUAGGCCAGUUCAUGGCUGGCGACUUGAACACCCACGACCAAGUGCACGGCCUCUUUACGAAUUUCACUUGGACCGAACAAGAGUUGGGCGUCGAGGAAAUGAACAUAGUGAAACACUGGUCCACCGAGUAUACAGACGUGUUCAUUGGUCUGCUAGGCUUCGGUGCUUUUACGUUCAUCUUCUCCAUUAUAAGCUCGACGGUGCCGGUCCCGUCAGGUAUUUUCAUCCCGGUGUUUAAAAUCGGAGCCGCGCUGGGUCGGUCCGUAGGCGAGGCGAUGGCACUCUGGUUCCCAAACGGGGUCCGUUACGGCGGCGUCAUAACUCCUAUCGUGCCCGGUGGUUAUGCUACUGUAGGCGCGGCAGCGUUCUCCGGCGCGGUGACCCAUACGAUCUCUGUCAGCGUUAUCGUGUUCGAGAUGACCGGUCAAAUCACCCACAUCGUACCAAUAAUGAUCGCCGUGCUGAUCAGCAACGCGAUCGCCGCCCUUCUUCAACCGAGCAUAUACGACAGCAUCAUACUAAUUAAAAAGCUACCAUACCUGCCCGAUCUGCUACCCUCCAGUUCAGGGAUGUACAACGUGUACGUCGAGGAUUUUAUGGUCCGCGAUGUGAGGUACAUCUGGCACGGGAUCACCUAUCAGAAACUGAAGGAAAUACUGAAGGAAAACCGCAAACUUCGUGGUUUCCCUUUAGUCGAUAAUCCUGACUCGAUGAUCUUACUUGGGUCCAUUCAGAGGCUGGAAUUGAUUAAGAUGAUCGAGAAACACAUUGGGCGUGAGAGGAGAUUGCAGGUGGCCCAGAAGUGGCAUAAGGAGGCUGAGGAGCGAGCCCGGGAGGAAAUGGAGCGACAGUUGAGGGACCAAGAGAGAACCAGAAGGCCGUCCAGGUUUGAAGUAAUCCCAGCGCCAGAUAUUCUGAAGAUGCAGAGGCAAAGUGUCAACGAUCUAACGAUGUCGCCAAAUGGUUCCGCUCACGACCAUCACACGUACCACUCGCCAAUAUUUGGCUCGCAGCCGAAGAAGUCGAUCCUGAAGAAGACCAAUUCCUUCACGUUGAAGGGGUUCAGCCCGCUGGUCAGUCCGGCAGCUACUCCUUACACCACCGUCACAGGAGCUGAGAGCAGAAUACGGUUGGCGUUCGAGGCGAUAUUCCGUAAGUCAGCCACGUUGCAGGACGUGGAUCCAGAUCCGGAGAUCGGAAGGACUGGUCCGAGGCGUGAUAGCCAGGAAGUACCACCCCACACGCCGAUGUUGGCUCCAAGUCCGGCCACCUCGAAGAAAGUGCAAUUGCCUCGUGAGAGGGUGAUAGAUAUGUCGGCAGAGGACCAAAAAGGAUGGGAGGAGAGCGAAAUGGCGUUGGAGGUCGAUUUCUCCAGGUGUCACAUCGAUCCAGCACCCUUUCAAUUAGUCGAGCGGACAUCCUUGUUGAAGGUGCACAGCCUCUUCAGCAUGGUCGGGGUGAACCACGCUUACGUGACGGCCAUCGGUAGGCUGGUCGGAGUCGUUGGUUUGAAAGAGCUGAGGAAAGCGAUAGAGGACGCGAACGCGGGCAUCUUGCCGAUGCACCAAGAAUCCCAUAUCGGCGUUUCCACGUCCAGUCUAGCGAAAAGCGAGACGGACACCGAGAGCAAGAAUGCGAGUACAAUGAACUCGAUCGCCUCGGUCGACUGUGAGAAGGUUGAAAAAGUCUGAGCGUAUGGGACGAUAUGAAAGAGUGACAGAUAAGUAGAUGCAACAAAUUUAAUGUGAUAGUCGUAUCGCACGGCGUGUUACGGUACGACCCGAACGAGAGAUGUGUUUUCUUUUGUUAAUAAUAAAAUCUGUGACCGGAUGAAGAAAUGUGAUAGAAGUUUAGGAAGUUUUUCUUAAGAAUCGAGAUACUCUUUCAUCUUUCAUGAUGCAGUCGAAUCGGAAACACACGUGUAAUCUCGUAGCAUGUAAUUUAGACUAAGAGAAAUAUUUUUUAAUACCUUGUGAUUUUUCUUUGAAUCCUUUAGAAUUAGUGUAGGUGAGAUUAGUGAUCACGUUUUGUCAUACGGUCAUGGAUGUUUCCUAGCCUCCGCGUACGCGAAGCUCGAGCAAUAAAUCAUACUCUUAACCGCUUUCGUAGUUUACGAUCGCUAUUUAGAAACACCUCUCGUACUUAAUCGCGGGACAAGAAUCAUUCUCACGGCUUCCCACGAAACGCGAUGCAUGUUUCGUUAAACGUGUCGGUGUUAAACGUAGAAAUACACGGUUCACUUUGAUUAGACGAAAUAAGAAAGACGAAGUCUUAAACACUGAAUAUCGUUUCAUUGAAACUUUUAAAAUAAACUGAACCAGUACUAGUUAUCAUUAGACUGCGGAUUUUUGGACAACAUGUUUAUAGUUUCAGUAGUAAAUAGAAACUUAUUUUAUAUUUCAAAUAUUGCAAUAUGUAACUUGUAUGUAGUUAUUUUUAUGCAUUACAUGCAGUGUUUAUACUUUUUCUAAUUUCUUCAUAAAUACAUAAAAUCCGCAAUGUAGUAAAUCGUUAAUAUUGAACAGUUAAUAAUUUUUGUAUCAUGGAAAAAGGAAUUUAAUUAAAUUGAACCGUGCGUAUAUGCUCGAGAGUCGGUAAACAAUUUCCAAAGGACGUUGCUCGCGAUUUACUUUUUAUUUUCGCGCGGAAGCUUCCGGUACCGAAGAUUCGUAUCAGGGUCCUAUCAAUAUUUCCCUUUUAAUACCCUUAUCAGUAGCCCAACCAGUUAUUUCCAUUGCGAUUUUUUCUCUAACGUAUUCUAUAGUGACGCGUAGCCUAAUUAGAGAGAAAGGGGAGAGUUAUAGUUACCAAUAUACAUAUGUACGUGUACGUCUGUGAGUGAAUGACAUAGGAAAAAGGAAGGAAACUCUUUUGUUGACUUGGUGAUAUCAGUGCUCAAAGGGAUUCGAAGCUUCUCGUCAAUUAUAUUGUAUUAAUUAUUGCGUACGUGGUGCUUCAGUGAUUUUAACUGUUUUACGAGUCGCUUCGAUCUACGAAACUCGCGUUAUGUACUGUGAAUGCCAGUCAUUUCAAGCCUCAUCCGUCCUCGAAUUCUGUUUGUCUCGAACACGUUCCAUCUUCUCGCCAAGGAAUUAAAUGAAUUUGUCUAGAAUUAAUCAUUAAUUAAGAAAUUAAACGAAUUAAUCUGUGAUGUAAUGAUGAUUUAAUGAUCUUUUAAUAAUUUACUCAAAAAGUGAAAGCAUUAAAACGAUUUUUUUUAUCCUACAAAAGACGCAAGCUCCAUAAUUUUAACUUUGAUAUUAGAUUUGUAUUAGUUCAAGAACGCAAGGGACAAAUCGAAUGAACGAAGUAAAGGACGGGUGAAGAUCAAUUAAGUCGUGGAUUUUUAUGCACUUGUGACAAAUUUUUUAUCAUGAACAAAUAGAUUCUGUUGCAUAAUAAUCUGCGAUGAAAUCACGUGCGGCGAGGAGUGUGAUUUGUGAAAUGAAUUAUUUAAAAAGAUGGAACUGGGAGUGAAACUCUAGUGAUGUAACCGUUAACUUUUAUGACCAUGGUUGUGCCAACCUAUUUAUUUUAACCGUAAACGCGAGUACACGAUUUUAAUAUGCAUAAUCAAGUUGCGAACAUUCUCGAUGGGAUCUCUGUGAGAUUCCAUCACAAUUACGAUUAAACGUUUCAACUGUUAGAUCAUUCGUUGAACGACAUGCAUGGAUAUUUGAAAAAAAUAAUAUUGACAAAAUAUAUAUUUAAAAUUUUAUACAGAUAUUUAAAAAGAAAUUAAUUAAAUGUUAUUUUAUGAGUGACCUGAUGAUAAGAGUAUCAAAGGGCGCGUACAUAGAAUUUUUGAAGGGAACUGUGUUGGAUAUCUCGCACAGAAGAGCUUCUAUUAGGUUUUCAAAAGUCAUUCAUUAAAUAACAAAUUGUGCAUAAAUGCUACAAAAAUAAUAUUCACAAAAUAUAUAUUUAAAGUCUUAUAGAUGUCUUUUAAAGAAUAAUUAAAUAAAUAUUACUUUGUGAAUGUUUUAAUCCUAGGAUAGUCAAAGGACGUACACAUAGAAUAUUAGAAGGCGAAUGUGUUGGAUAUCCUGCAGAGGAUAGCUUCUAUUAGAUUUCUAAAAGUUUGUCAAACAAUGAAUUUUGUAUAAAUGCUUGACGCAUUUAUAUUUAAACCCUUGUACAUAUCUUUCUAAAGAAAUUAAAUAAGCGUCAUUUUGCGAAUGAUCUAACAAUAAGAGUGUCAAAGGACAUGGUAUAGAAUACUAGAAGACAGCUGUGUUUGAUAUCUCGCGCAGGAGAGAUUCUACUAGAUUUUUAGAACUAUUCUCCGACAGCAUAAUUGUAAAACGAUGUCUCAAUUAAUCUAGGACCAAGAAGUUGAUAAUAAUACGAUAUAAGACAGGCGUUUUCGUAGGGCAUUUUACAUUCCACCCGGACACCCCUUUUCCACGAUGCAUCCCAUUAUACUGUAUUGUCAAUUUAUUACACGCGAUUCGAAUGAAUGAAAGAAGCUUUACGUGACAGACGCACGCUAUCGCCAAAUAUUAAAUACGCUGUACAAUCGGAAGAAGACAUUGAAUAAUUUAUUGUAUUGUAUAUAUACAUACAUAUGUACAUACAUGAA